Pelagomonas calceolata is the source of this 1251-nucleotide messenger RNA. The record is from the annotation of a GenBank genome assembly. Lineage: Eukaryota; Pelagophyceae; Pelagomonadales; Pelagomonadaceae.
CCUGCGCGGGCUCGCUUUGCUCACGCGCCAAUCUACACGGCUACGAGCCCGACGCAGCGCGAGAUCAGCGUUCGCAGUCCUGUCCGAGUCACUUGGUCCCCAGAGGAGGCGAGCCCGGUCGCGCGCCGUGGCAAAUUUGUAACCAGUAGCGAGAGGGUAGCUCUCUUAAACGCCAUGGCGACCUUCACCAGCACAAAGCCCUCGGAGGAAGAAACGAACAAGGUCUAUGAUCGGCAGAUUAGGUUGUGGGGCGCCGACGCGCAGCGCCGCAUCCAGGCGAGCCGCGUCCUCUUCCUCGGCCUCGGGCCCGCGAACGUGGAGCUCUGCAAGAACCUUGUAUUGGCCGGCUUCUCGGCGACGGUUGCCGACCAUCGGAAGGUCGACGCGGCGUCGCUGGGCUACAACUUCUUUGCGGAUGCCGAGAGCAUCGGCAAGGGCGUCGGAGAGGCGUCUGUGGAGAACAUUGCGGAGCUCAACCCCUUCGCGGACGUGAAGAUUGGUUCUACUUCUUCUUGCAGCGAUGCAGCAACGGCGGAGAAGCUGGUGGAGGGUCAUGGGGUGGUCAUCGUCGACGUGCCUUGUACUAGAGGUAGUGAGGAGGAAAGGAAAUUGAUUAAUGAGGCCUGCCGCAAGAGUGGCGCGAAGUUCCUGGCCGUGCGCUGCUCGGGGGACGGCGCGGCGGCUUUUUUAGAUUUAGGCGCGGAGCACACGUACGUGGUCGAAACGGGAGAGGGGGCCAAGAAAACAACAUCAGCACCGCAAAAAGCCUCGUACUGUUCGUAUGCCGACGCUGUCGGUGUGGCCUGGGACAGCGUAAAGAACAAGAAGAUGGCGCAGCCGCCAACACCGUUUCUGUUGGAUCGGCUCGACGCGCUCUUCGCGGACCGUCCUACCUCAAAGAAGCGGUCAAGAGACGAAGGCGACUUCGUGGCCUUCGCGCGGCGGGAGCUGGCGGCGCGGAGCUUAGGGUUGGACGACACGAUACUGGCGCGCCACGCGCGCGUCGCGGGGAAAUGUCCGGCCCAUAUCGCCGCGGUCGUCGGCGGCGUCCUCGGCCAGGAGGUCGUCAAGGCCGUGUCCGGCCGGGGCGCGCCGACGAACAACGUCUUCGCGUUCGACGCGGCGACGGGCUCGGGGACGGCUUUGUUCGCGUCGCCGGUCGAGCGCGCAGCGGCGCCGAAGGCGGCGGUUCCGGUGGACGCGAUCGAGCUCUGAUCGUGUUCUGGGGGCGUAACUAGUGUGAAAUGCGAA